UAGUGGUUAUUGACUGAAUGUGGUCAUCCACAGACAGGUGGAGGAGACGAAUUGCACCGUGGUUGGACUUGGCCGUGCGGGACUGGGUUGGGCUGCAGGACGCGCAGCGGUGGACGCUGUGCACGCUCGGUGCACGCUCGGUGCGCGCGGUCUCCUGCAGCUGCUGGAUUCACAGUAUGAUCCCAGAUCCAGAACAUGGUUUGGCUGAUUUUCGCGCACACGCUGGACAGUUAAAUGUGGACGCGGAGGACGAGGGACGUAGUUGCAAUGGAUUAAUGAGGCGUGCACAUGGGCUUGGAUUUUUUUCCCCCUGAGAUUAUUGGCACAUUAUAUAUACAUGUAUCACUCUGCCUCGGCCAUGGAGAACCAAGCAGCCGAGCCGCAGAAUUACGAAGACGUGCAGAAAAGCGGCUAUCUCCGCAAGCAUAAAUCAAUGCACCGGCGGUUCUUCGUGCUGAGGGCGGCCUCCGAGCACGGUCCCGCUCGACUCGAGUAUUACGAGAACGAGAAGAAAUUCCGCAGUAAAUCACCUGUGCCCAAAAAAGUCCUCAGCCUGGAGACUUGCUUCAACAUUAACAAGCGGGCAGAUUCCAAGAACAAGCACAUGAUCGUCCUUUAUACCCGCAGCGAGAGCUUUGCCAUCUCUGCGGACAGCGAGGAUGUCCAGAAUGAGUGGUACCAAGCGAUGCUGGACCUCCAGGGAAACUGUAAAACUCCUGAAGACUACGGCAGUAGUGGAGAGUGUAGCUCUCCGUCUCCUGUUCCAACCGUCAAAGAAGUAUGGCAGGUCAAGGUGUGGCCGAAAGGUCUUGGCCAUGCCAGGAACUUAGUGGGCAUCUACCGGCUGUGCCUCACUGACAAGACGGUCAACUUUGUCAAACUCAACUCCGAUGUGUCAUCUGUGGUGUUGCAGCUGAUGAAUGUUCGCAGGUGUGGCCAUUCAGAGAAUUUCUUCUUCAUUGAGGUGGGCCGCUCAGCAAUCACCGGCCCUGGAGAGUUCUGGAUGCAGGUGGAUGACUCUGUGGUGGCCCAGAACAUGCACGAGACACUGCUGGAGGCCAUGAAGGCCCUAAGUGAGGAGUUCCGUCAGCGCAGUAAAUCUCAGUCUGUGGGGACGUCGUGCGGGGGCGGUACAGCUUCAAACCCCAUCAGUGUCCCGAGCCGUCGACAUCAUCCAAAUCUGCCACCGAGCCAGGUGGGCUUCUCCAGACGAGCCCGCACGGAGACCCCUGGAACAGGAGGCAGCAGCACGAGCACGUCGCCCACGUCGCGCCACGGAUUCCCGAGGGCGCGGACAGCCAGCAUCGGGGCCAGGUCGGAAGAGGGCGGAGCAAGUGCCAAAGGGACAUGGGCCAGCUCCAGCCCGAGUCUUAACGGCUCCUGUUCAACCACCCCGACACUGAGGACCAAACCCACCCGGGCCCCGACUCCUGCUAAGAUCACCCUUAGCCUUGCACGAUACACGCCUAAUCCCGCACCUUCUCCUGCGCCCAGUCUGUCCUCCAGCUCUGGCCAUGGCUCAGAGUGUGGCCUGGUGGGGGCAGCGGUGGGGGGCAUGACGAUCUGCUCCUACCCUCGCGUUUCUCAGAGAGUUUCUGUUUCGGGAUCACCGAGCGACUACGGCUCCUCAGAUGAAUACGGCUCCAGUCCUGGGGAACACUCUCUGCUUGUACCCAGUCUGUCUGGACAUCCCGUACAUGGAGAAGGCUCCUCCAGCUAUAUAGUGAUGGGACAGCGAGAGGGCCUCCUCGGUUCCCAUCAUCGCUCCAAAGGCCGACGUAUUUUGCGCCGCUCGUCAAAUAGGGAAUGUGAGGCAGAACGCAGGCUAUUAAGCAAAAGAGCUUCUCUGCCUUUGGCAGCUCACGAACGGCUGACCCCACAUAGAAAAGAGGAAGACGAUGAAGACGACGAAGAGUAUGCCAUCAUGUCGCAGAGUACUAAUCGCGAGAGGGCGGGCUCAGGGGGUUUGGCAGCUGUGGGUGGGCAGCUAGACGCAGGAGGGAAAAAAAGAGGCAAGAGGACUGACAAAAGCAGGCGAGAAGUGGAAGGUGGGGCAGCCACGGAUAGCGGCUACAUGUCAAUGUUGCCGGGAGUCACUUCUCCCCCCGUUCCACUCUCUCUCUCCAUAGGUACGUCUGACCCCAGAGCUAAACCUGGGGCAGAUGACGAGUAUAUGGCCAUGACCGCCAACAACAGCGUGUCCCCCCCUCAGCAUAUCUGCCACCCCAGCACAGAGGGCUACAUGGUCAUGUCCCCCAACAGCAGCAGCUCCACGGACCUGCACGGACUGGCUAUGUGGGACAGCAGGGCCAGCAUGGAGAGCCGGGCUGCCAGUGACUACAUGAACAUCUCGCCUGUGUGCAGCCGCUCUGCCUGCAGCACGCCGCCUUCCCACCCCGAACAGCACCAACUGCAACCAAAAAUGUUCAAUUCCUACUUCUCUCUGCCAAGAGCUUAUCAACAUACUCUCUAUAGUCGCUUUGAGGAAGACUUAAACAAAGGGGAGGGGGAAAAAGACAGCAGUGGGCAUCACAGUGGUGGAAGGGGAGGGGGAGUGGGAUACAGCAAGAGAAACAAAAUCGCAGCGAGCUCUACUGGAGGCUGUCAACUCUCCAUGUCUUCCUCUUCCUUCUCCUCCAGCUCCGCCAGCAGUGAGAGCCUGGAAGACAAGUCCAUCUCGGCAGGGAGAGGGUUGAGCUUAUUAAGGACUGCAGCCUGCGCAAAAGAUGGGCGCCAUCAUCAAAAACGGGGAUCAAGUAGUAAGAGCCCAAAGCAACAAAGGAGGGGUCGUCCGGUCAGCAUGUCCUCAGACAUUGUUAAAGCAAACACCCUUCCGAGGGUGAAGGACAAUCUGCUGCCAUCCGUGUCACCAAAUGUCGGUGAGUACGUCAGUAUUGUGUUCAAGGAGGACAAUAAGUAUGUCAGAGGGCGAUGUUCGGUGUCAGAACGUGGACAACCUAUGAUCCAUGGAACCCUCCGGCCUUUGAACCGACCCCUCCUCUGCCACGAUAAUCCCGCCGCCCUCCCUCGCAGCUUCUCAGCUCCGUUGUCCACCUCCGCUGAAUAUGUCAGCAUGGAUUUAGGCAAUUCCUCAUCUAACAAAAGUCCCCGGAUUCCUGUUAGAUCCACGUUCAGCACCCCACAGGGCCCACCGGCCGGUGCCCCCAAGGACCGGCAUGAACAAAGCAAGUCUCCUGCGGCAGGGGACAGUGCAGGUUACAAAGCAAAAGUAAAGAUGACAGCAAUGACAACAGAAUCCCCAACUACAUUCAAGGACAAGAAAGGUUCAGAUCCUUGCAUCCCCGCAAGACCUGGUCAGCCCUCAUCCAUGGAGCCGGAGGCAGGCUUGGGCUUCUCCCCAGUCAAGUCCUACAAGUCUCCCGAGCGCAGCGGCAGAUUGGCCCGAGGUGACUCGCAGGGCCGGCCGAGUCACCUUUCAGAGGCAUUUACCUCACCUCCCUCCCACCCUCGUCAUCCACCCUCUUCUACCUCCAUCUUCCCGGAGGGCAGCCAGGCGGCGAGCCAUCGGCACGGUUUGGAUUGCUCACCGUGGGAGAACAGGCAGGCGGCUAGUUUAUCUGCCACACCUCCAUCACAGGCCUCCACCUCAUCUGCUCAACAAGGCCUUAACUACAUUGACCUUGAGCUGGCCAUUAAGGAGAGCCCUCAAGCCGGAGUGGAGCGCACCGCCGCCGCCUACAACAUCGGAGGAAGCGCCAUGGGAAGCAGUGCUGCCUCCGGCCUCAAUACAUAUGCCAGUAUUGAUUUCUAUAAGUCAGAGGAACUGAGAGCACACCAGGGCAGUAGAACGGAUGGUCGGGAUUGUUGGUCUCCAACAGAUUGUUGAGGGGGCGUUCGGCGGCCCGAUUUGUUGCCACAACACAACCGUACCCCGGAGUGUGAAAACCCUGGACAACUCCUCCCCAUCCUGGUGGCUGUUUUCAGUCAACCAAAUGUGUGCCAAACACACACACACACACACACACACACACACACGCACAUUAGCUAAGAAAAAAAAACGUUUUGUUUUUGCCUUGAUUUGAACAAACAUGACUUUUGAUCACCUUUUAGCUUAAUACAGAUAAAGGAUGACAGGUUGAUAUGUGACUGUGGGUGACUUCUCAGGUGGCCAUUCUGGCAAAACAAAUGUCCAUCUGUGCAUCUUAAUUUCAAAUAACUGUUCAUUUAAAACAAUCUUUCAAACUAUCCUAAGUCAUUCUCAGCUGCACUCUGGAUUGUUAUUUAUUAAGUGCCAAACUUGAGGUUCAUGUUUUUAUAGAUCGUCCUUUGUGUAUUAAGUUAAAUGAUCAUCAGGUGUCAUUUUGACUGAAAAAGGAAGGAAGUACAGAUUGAAAGAGGCUUUCAUACACUUACACAUUCUCUGUCACUGUUCAAAUAAUUGGUUUAUUACAUACAGUUGCCCAAAAAAGCCUUUAUACUUCUUGACCACUUUUCUUGUGCUAUACUGUUUGAUUUCUGAGGUAUUAUUAGGUUUAUAUUAUUGACCAUUACAUAAUCAUAUACAAAUGAAAUUUACAUUUUUCAUUAAUUUCCUGUUUUUUUUACAUAAGGGAAAUUGGCCGUGUUGAAAUCCCACCCAUCUGAUGCAUUCUUUAUGAAAUACACAAAAGUGUAUUAAAUAGCAUAUCAUAGUAUUACAAAUUCCUUUUCACACGGCAUUUGACCUCCCACUCUUGAACUCUGAGCUUUAGUCUUUUUUCCUACACAGAAGACACAGACAUUUUAUUCCUAAAUCUUUCAAUGUGCACUAACCCAGGAUACGUGCUUAGACAGCCCUACCUUUUGAUUCUUCAUAAACAAAUCAUGUUUUAUCGACUCCUGUAGCUCAUCCUCGAAUGCUGCAGGUAUUAUUACUAGGUGUAUUUCAGUGGUGUUUCGGAUAUUUGGUGGAGUCAUUCAUAUAGUGGUGAGUAAGGAAUGAGGAGAAGGUUAACCUAUCAUCUGUCGCCUCAGUGAGAAUUCUGUCCUUUUCAUAUAAUGUCUGCCCUGUGUUAUACAAUAAUUGAACAUAUUUACAUAUUCACCAAUACUCCAAACCUUGUGUAACUGCAAUCAACAGAAAAACAUUUAAUCAUCGUUUAAUUGGAUCAAAAGAGGUGCAUACACAAACAGCAAUGUAUUUAUUCAGUAAUAACCAUAAGCAACAUUGCAUAAAAAUUGCCAAAUUAACAUAAUGUUCUGCUAUGC
Messenger RNA from Pungitius pungitius (ninespine stickleback), 5208 nucleotides. Its product is annotated as insulin receptor substrate 1-B. The transcript has 3 exons. Gene Ontology annotation, cellular component: plasma membrane; cytosol. Gene Ontology annotation, molecular function: phosphatidylinositol 3-kinase binding; insulin receptor binding. The coding region runs from base 338 to 3847 and encodes 1169 amino acids. NCBI's taxonomy places the organism in Eukaryota, Metazoa, Chordata, Actinopteri, Perciformes, Gasterosteidae. The record is from RefSeq and is a predicted model, not a curated record. Gene Ontology annotation, biological process: insulin receptor signaling pathway.